Messenger RNA from Endocarpon pusillum Z07020, 1668 nucleotides. RefSeq lists its product as uncharacterized. The transcript has 2 exons. The record is from RefSeq and is a predicted model, not a curated record. The coding region runs from base 1 to 1668 and encodes 555 amino acids. Lineage: Eukaryota; Fungi; Ascomycota; Eurotiomycetes; Verrucariales; Verrucariaceae.
AUGACAGCAAUCCCUAUCGCGGAGAGAGGAUACGAUGGAACAAGUGAGUAUGACCUAAUCUCCAAUAGCAGCAUGGGCAGCGAUUCGGAUUGCGAUACUGAGGAAGGACACCAUGGACGUCCUAAAAUCUCGAAGAUCGCUUGGCUAGUGCAACAGAAAUUUGAGCAGAUUCAGUCACUGUUCUAUCUAUCAUCUCUUCUUCGCCGUCCUACCUUUACAGGCAGGUAUCUUCGCUCCGUGAAGUCGAAAGCUAGAGCGGAACUCCUGAGGGAUGAGUCCCCAUUAAUCUUCCGUUUGGGCAGAUAUGAUAGCGAGCACGUCUUCGAAAAGGUACGACAAUGGCAUGGGCUUAGUAAAAGCGCUAUUAAUGUGUCACACGAGGAUGAAAAGCCCGCAUCUUUGGAUUGUAUUCAGGCUCGCAGAGCUGUCAACUCCGAGCUUGGUGAAGAUGUUACGGUCCUCUGUCACAGGCUCGCAAAGGCAAACAACAGGCGUCGUGAGCAGCUUCAGUAUUGGGCCGAGCACUCAGAUGUCCUGAUGAAAGAGGGUUCAAGUGUCUCAAUGGCAGAAACUCCCGUACUGGAGGUGAAGCAAGGCAGCGAGUCGCAAAGCCAAGUUUCCACUAUCAAAAGAUCCAACCAAACUGAACUGAAGCAGAGCAAAGACACAAGGUCGUCUUUUUCGAAGCAGAGUUUCUCUACGGCUGCGAGGUCGGCCGUGUAUGAGACAAAAACACAGUCCGGGCGGACCCGUACAGUGUACGCGCAAUCAGCUGCGGCCAACGGGCGAUCAAAUCGCGUACCUGACAUGCCGGUUCCAGCGAAUGACACCUCAUCUUUCCAUUGCCCCUAUUGUGGCAUGGACCUCAAGAGCCACGACAUGGAGGACAGACAAGCGUGGAAGCGCCACGUCUUCCGAGAUCUCAGGCCGUACAUCUGCACCUACCCAACAUGCCAAACACCUGAAAAGCUGUAUGUUACCCGUCACGACUGGUUGUAUCACGAAAUGCAGAUGCAUCGGCGCCAAUUUCUCUGCGGCAACUGCCAUGUGAAGUAUCCAACACAGGAAAUGAUGGUAGCACAUCUCAGGGCGCAUCAUGAGGGCUCGUUCUCCGAGUCUCAACUACCUACCAUCCUUGAUAUGUGCGAUCGGCCUAUCGAUGAUAACGAGCAGUCAACUUGCCUCCUUUGUGGCCAAAAGAUGUACCUACUACAGCUAUGGGAACACCUCGCCAUGCACAUGGAGGAUAUUGCUUUGUUCGUCUUACCCAGCAAGGUUGCGGAAGAGACCGGAGAUGUGGACGGUGGCUCCAUAUCCAACCAAGCCCCGAGACUGGAAUUUGGUAAUGGGAGUCAUGGCGACGGAGCCUCUUCCCUUGACAGUCUCCAUUUUUCUAAUGCUGGGAGUGAAUAUGCUCACAAACAGACCUCUGCCGAUUUUGAAAACUUACAAAGCACUGCACGGCCGGAAGCCGACUCCAAAAUUGCCUUCUGGGAGGUAUUCAACUCGGAUUUGGAGUACCAUUCUUCCACGUUGACGCCGCUCGUAGGGGAGGGCAAUAAUAAGCUUGAGGAGCAUUUUCCCUAUACAAUCGCGGGGCGCCAUUCCGUCGAGAGUGUGAGCUUCCAGUUUAAGAUCGAUACUAUAGUGUCGAACGUUGCUGACUAA